AUGGCGCCGAGGAGGAAGCGGAAGGCUGCUCCCGCCGCCAAGCAGAAGCUGCCCCCGCCGCCGCCCGGCCCCGACGCACCGGUGCAGGAGCAACUGCACUGGCUCGCCGACCAAGAGAUUGAACGUCGGAAGGCUGCCAUCAGAGCCAUUCAAGCAGCAGAGAAUGAGAGUGUACUUUCCCGGCUGCAUUUGGUGCGAUCCUACAUUUCGAUGGAGCAACAGGAAACAUGGGCCUUGCAAUUUUUUCAGGAGAAUUUGCCCAACGUGUCUGUUGUAAGGAACGAGCAGCAAGAUGAGCUUGAGUUGACAUGGAAAGGGUGGGAUCAUUACAUAAAUGGAGACCAGAGGAAUGACAAGAUUUCACGAUCUUCGAUCACGUCGUUGGCAACUGCUUCUGGUUUUCAUUUCUCAGGAGAUUCAGUACAGAAGAACUUCAUUGAGAGUAGUUUUGAUCUUAACAACUUUACUUGGAGUGAGCUACCCGAAGGCCAAAUGACAGAAGCAGGGGAUUCUGUACAGACACCCGGGGCUACGAGUACUCGACUCUCUUUUGGCAUGAUACCAAAAACUGUAAGAUUACCCAAGAAAUGGUGAGGUGCUC
This is a messenger RNA of Lolium rigidum, 601 nucleotides long. RefSeq lists its product as uncharacterized. The record is from RefSeq and is a predicted model, not a curated record. The coding region runs from base 1 to 594 and encodes 197 amino acids. The transcript is spliced from 5 exons. Lineage: Eukaryota; Viridiplantae; Streptophyta; Magnoliopsida; Poales; Poaceae.